Lactuca sativa (garden lettuce) is the source of this 1511-nucleotide messenger RNA. RefSeq names its product putative receptor-like protein kinase At5g59700. Lineage: Eukaryota; Viridiplantae; Streptophyta; Magnoliopsida; Asterales; Asteraceae. Gene Ontology annotation, biological process: signal transduction; protein autophosphorylation. Gene Ontology annotation, cellular component: plasma membrane; plasmodesma. Gene Ontology annotation, molecular function: transmembrane receptor protein tyrosine kinase activity; ATP binding. The record is from RefSeq and is a predicted model, not a curated record.
UUGAUCAUAUAAGUUUUCAAUUAUGUGAUCAUCUAAAUUAUAGAGAAUUAACUUAUUUAUUUAGAUUGGAUCAUUCGGAUAAAUUAAAUCUCCAAAACUAGUAUGUUAAUUUUAUGGUUCUUACUAAAAUCAAGUCUUACGCGAGAAGCAGAGGUUAUUCAAGACAUUGUUAAGGACCUCAAGAAUAGAUUAUACAUAUCUUCAAGGAGUCCUUUGCCACAAGACCAGGAAUUUUAUCCAGAGCAGCCAAACCACUCCGAAAUCCCCCUACAAGCCAUAAAGAAUUGUACCCAAGACUUCAAUGAAAGAAAUUUCAUUGGAAAAGGUGGAUACGGAAGAGUCUACAAGGGAAUCCUCACCUAGGGGGAUCAUGUAAACAAGCUAGUCGUUGUAAAACGGCUAGAGAUGGAUAAUAAUCAAGGUAACAAAGAGUUCCAAACCGAGCUCACAAUGCUUUCACAAUAUCAACAUCACAACAUUGUAACCCUUAUUGGGUUUUGUAAUGUUAACAAUGAGAUGAUCCUUAUUUACGAAUACGCAAGCAAUGGAAGCCUCGACACCUAUUUGCUUAACCCUUCCUCUCAACUUUCAUGGCUACAACUCCUCAAAAUAUGCAUCGACGUUGCUUUUGCAUUGGACUAUCUUCAUAAUCAUGUUGCACAAAAACACAGAAUAAUACAUCGCGAUAUUAAAAGUGCAAAUAUUUUGUUGGAUGAAAAUUUGAAUGCAAAACUUGCGGAUUUUGGGUUGGCUAAGAUAGGAUUAGCUAAUCAACAAAAUAGUUUUGUGAUAACUAAUAUUGCGGGGACAUAUGGUUACAUGGACCCACAAUAUGGAAGAACAGGGUUUUUAACAAAAGAAUCGGAUGUUUAUUCUUUUGGUGUGGUUUUGUUUGAAGUUUUGUGUGGAAGGGUGGUGUGUGUAGAUUACAAUGAUGAGCGGAAAUUUCUCUUUCAUUAUGCUCCAACUUGCUACAAAAACGGUGAUAUGGAAAAGAUUGUUGAUCGAAGAAUAAGGAAAGACAUCAAUCCAAUAACGUUGCUCAAGUUUACAGCUACUGCUUAUCAAUGCUUGCAAGAAACUCGGGAACACCGGCCUACAAUUGCUGAGGUUGUGUUCCAACUAAAGGAGGCAAUGGAAAUUCAAUUAGAAGAUGAGAUCCUCGGAUGAACUACACUUCAUGAAUCGAGUUCAGAAUAUUGAUGAUAUCUCUCUUUUUUUUCUUCAUUUUCAGUUUUAUGCUUUUGUUUUCUUUUUCUUCUUUUUUUGUACCAUUUCCGUGUAGCAAUUAUGUAACUUGUAGAUUAUAAUCCUUGUUCAUUUCAUCCCCUUGUGUUUUUCGCCUUCUUCCAAACUUUCACUUUGUGUUUUUGUUUUUGCAUUGUGUGCGUUCCCUUUUACUUUUGUACACUAUGCUGUGUAAUCUUUUUACUCUUUAUUGCGCUUUUUUUUUCAAAAGCAACUAUAUUUAAGUGUACUUGCAAUAGAAAAGUUGUAUACUAUGUAACUUA